Molecule: messenger RNA, 543 nt
Organism: Mytilus californianus (California mussel)
Lineage: Eukaryota; Metazoa; Mollusca; Bivalvia; Mytilida; Mytilidae
Product: toll-like receptor 2
Exons: 2
Coding region: 7-543 (178 amino acids)
Biological process (GO): toll-like receptor signaling pathway; immune response; inflammatory response
Cellular component (GO): membrane
Molecular function (GO): transmembrane signaling receptor activity
Source: RefSeq, a predicted model, not a curated record
GACAAAAUGGCUGCAGUACUUCAGGAAAAAGAACAACAUCCAAUCGAAAGAAGAGCGCUUCCAGAUGGCAAGAAGUUCCAUGUGUUUAUAUCCUACAGUGAAUGUGACAGAUCAUGGGUCGAAACAGUAAUACAACACUUACAAAAUGAUUACAAUUUCAAGUGUUUUAAACAUUCAACAGAUUUUAUACCAGGAAGAAAAAUAAGAGAAAACAUAGAAUAUGCAAUACUGAAUUCUGUGAAAACACUAUGUGUUAUAACGGAAGACUAUAAUCAGAGUUUCUGGUGUCAAUUUGAAGUAGAGUUUGCAAUACUAAAGUUGCUAGCUGAAAUGAAAGAAAAUGUCAUCAUUCCAGUUUUAAAGGAGGAAUGUGAGAUACCUGGUUAUCUUAAACCAUUUACCUACAUAAAUGGCACUGGAGAUAUGAACGUCUGGCUUCCUAAGCUUGCCUCUGCCAUUGAGUUAGAAGGGGAACAAUAUAACCAUGAAUUAGCAUUAAACCGAGUAAGAAAUGCAGGUAAUUUAAUUUUAGUUGACCAAUGA